AGGGGAGAUCCAGGGAUCCGGGCCACGACACAGCUAAGCAACGGCGAUCGACCAAACGGAGGGCUCGCCGUCGAUCGCACACCCUCGCAGACCCUCGCACACCCUCACACACCGUCACACCCUGCCGCGCGCCCCUUGCAGAUAGUGUAGUGUAGCGACGCGGGAGCCAUGACGGCCCACACGGACCAGGCCAUCGCGACGCCGCCGCGGGCGCCGUCGCCCGAGCACGGGUUCGGGACGCUCGCGGUGCAUGCGGGGUCGCCGCACGACCCGACGACGGGGGCGGUGAUCGAGCCCAUCUCGCUGUCGACCACGUUCGCGCAGACGGCGGUGGGCAAGCCGGUGGGCGAGUUUGAGUACAGCCGCAGCAGCAACCCGAACCGCAACAACUUCGAGGCCAUGGUGGCGGCGCUCGAGCACGCAAAGUACGCGCUCGCCUUCUCGUCCGGCAGCGCGGCCACCACGGUCAUCCUGCAGUCCCUGGCCGCCGGCUCGCACGUCAUCUCGGUCUCGGACGUGUACGGCGGCACGCACCGCUACUUCACCCAGGUGGCCAAGGCGCACGGCGUCCGCGUCACCUUCACGCCCGAGAUCGAGGUCGACAUCCGCGACCACAUCACCGAGUCGACCAAGCUGGUCUGGAUCGAGAGCCCCAGCAACCCGACCCUGCGGCUGGUCGACAUCCGCGCCGUCGCCACCCAGGCCCACGAGCACGGCGUCAUGGUCGUCGUCGACAACACCUUCCUGAGCCCCUACAUCCAGAACCCGCUCGACCACGGGGCCGACAUCGUCGUCCACAGCGUCACCAAGUACAUCAACGGCCACAGCGACGUCGUCAUGGGCGUCGCCGCCUUCAACAGCGACGCCCUGUACAAGCGCCUCGCCUUCCUGCAGAACGCCCUCGGCGCCGUCCCCUCCGCCUUCGACGCCUGGCUCGCCCACCGCGGCGCCAAGACGCUGCACCUGCGCGCCCGCGCGGCCACCGCCAACGCCACCGCCGUCGCCCGCGCCCUCGAGGCCAGCCCCCACGUCAUCGCCGUCAACUACCCGGGCCUCGACUCCCACCCGCACCGCCACAUCGCCAAGAAGCAGCACCGCGACGCCAUGGGCGGCGGCAUGCUCUCCUUCCGCAUCCGCGGCGGCCACGCCGCCGCCGAGCGCUUCUGCCAGCGCACCCGCAUCUUCACCCUCGCCGAGUCCCUCGGCGGCGUCGAGUCCCUCUGCGAGGUGCCCAGCAGCAUGACCCACGCCGGCAUCCCCCGCGACCAGCGCGAGGCCGUCGGCGUCUUCGACGACCUCGUCCGCCUCAGCUGCGGCGUCGAGGACGCCGAGGACCUCAAGAAGGACGUCCUCCAGGCCCUCGAGUGCGCCGUCGCCGAGGUCGAGGCCGAGGAGGCCGCCGCCGCCGCCGCUGCCGCCAAGGACGGCAACGGCGUCGACGGCACCAAUGGUACCAACGGCGUCAAUGGCCAUUGAUGAAUGGGUUGUUUGCUUGACAAGGUUGAAAGAAAAGGGGAAAAAAAACUAUUUUUUUCUCUCUUUCCUUCAAUCCUACUGUACAUACGCAGUGAGGUCCAAGCGUGACGGGUUGGUUUUUGGUGAACCCCCCCCCCCUGUCGGUGAUAGACCGCAUGGCGCUACGAUUUCAUUUUCUUCCCUUUCUUCUUGCCCUCUGGCG
Molecule: messenger RNA, 1678 nt
Organism: Thermothelomyces thermophilus ATCC 42464
Lineage: Eukaryota; Fungi; Ascomycota; Sordariomycetes; Sordariales; Chaetomiaceae
Exons: 2
Coding region: 169-1476 (435 amino acids)
Biological process (GO): transsulfuration
Cellular component (GO): cytoplasm
Molecular function (GO): pyridoxal phosphate binding; cystathionine gamma-lyase activity
Source: RefSeq, a predicted model, not a curated record